CCUCCCUUACGCAGCUGUUGAGGAGUAACAGCUAAAGUGCGUGCCAGGGGAUUAAUAUUAUUGACCAGGCAGCACAGGACAUCUUGAGUGGGCUUCUUCUCAUAUCGCAAGAUGUUUUUUUAAUGCGUCAUGAUGACAGUGUGACUGAACUCAGAAAUAACAUCCUUGUAACCAUGGCAGCAAAUGAUGAAUCUCCAGAAGAUUUUGAGAAGUUUCUGGAACUGAAAGAAAGAUGCAAGAUUCUCUUUGAAGCAGACCCUUCUCAGGCCCAUUCUGAUGCCUCACUAAAAAGGUUCCUCCGAGCAUUUACAGAUGUUGAUGUCGCAAUGAAGCAGCUGCUCAAAUGCAACAAGUGGCGGCGAGAAUAUGGUGUUGACUCAUUGUCACCUGAUGACCCUGACAUAGCUGCGGAAAUGACAACUGGCAAGGUUCACAUUUUGCGUAACCGUGACAAUAAGGGAAGACCUGUGGUGUAUGUGGCAGUCCGCAAACACAACGCUUACGAGAGAGAUAUAGAGAAGUUAAAGAAGUUUCUUGUUUACAUACUAGAGUCUGCAUGUAAGAAGUGCAACGAAAGUGUCAUUGACAAUUUGCUGCUCAUCUUUGACAUGAAAGGGUUCACGAUGGCUUGCAUGGACUAUCAAUUUGUUAAGAAUCUUAUCUGGAUUCUGUCUCGCAACUAUCCUGAGCGCCUAGGUGCCUGCCUUAUCAUCAACUCACCUCUCAUCUUUUCGGGCUGCUGGACUGUUGUCAGACCCUGGUUGAAUGAUGUGACUGCUAGCAAGGUGAUCUUUCUUGCUGGUGAGAAAGAACUGUGCCAAUAUAUCAACCCUGAUGCUUUACCUCCUGAUGAGGAAUUAGGUGCCUGAUCAGGCCACCUUCCAGCAGGAUCUUUUCAUCUCAUCACUGUCAGUAGUCUUGCCUGCUUUUGUUCAACAGUGAUAUAUGCCUCAGGUCUGCACUUGCACGAAGUUGAAAUAAGACGUUUGUCACAGAUAUCCUGUUUGUUCUUUUGUGAUCUGCAUGCAUAGCAGUGACAUGCUUACUUCAAACUCAUUGUCAUUUCAGAACAUGAUAUUGUUUCAUUAAGCAGUUAAUUUGAGAGUGCCAUCCAAAAUAUUCAGAUUAGAUAAAGGAAUAAUCUAAAGCAGCCCGAUCUAAAGAUGUCAUUCCUGUAAGUCUGCAUCAUUAUAAUCUGGAAAAUUAUGUUUGAUGUUAACAUUAAAAUAAAUAUUUUUUUAAUUUUUAGUGAUUGGUUGGUGAAAUGCUUCCUUGCUUGCAGUCUAUUUUAAUUUUGUUGGCUUAGCUUAUAUUGUCUUUUCAAAGACUACUUGCCAUUUUUAUUUUAUUAUUUUUGUUAAGUUUUGUUUGGUGACAGGCAUGGUUGUCUUAUGUUGGUUCACAAACAGUGUCAGUGAUGACAUCAAAGUUGAUAAAAGAUUAAAUAUAGUUUGAUUACAUAAUCUAUACAAUCUCUCAGAUGCUAGAAAAGAAUUUGCAUACAUGAAAUAGGAUAUAGAUGAUGCCUCAGUGAAGAUGAUAUUAACAUUUUUUGCAUGUUCAUGUUGCCCUCUGCUAGUCUCAUAAACUGGCAGUUGGUAGAAAACAAUGAGUAUUUCUCCACAUUAUGUUGGGUCGUCAUUUGUUCCUUGACUGGUACCUGUCAUUAGGGGCAGCACAUGGAUAGAUACGGCAGCUGACAACACCUAUUUUGGGCAAUAAAGAGCAGGUCUCCACAGGAUGACCAGUCCAGUCUUUGACAUUUGUAAGCCAGUUUUUCCUCUGGCCAACGAUGGUGUUGAUCACCCUACAAGGUACCUCGAAGGACAAUCUUCAACAAGGUGUUGUGCCAGGGCAUAUGGCAAAACCAGACCAGCUUACAUUGACUGUUGCGAGUACAGGUUCCUCAUGUCCUACAAAUGUGGCGACCGUGCUUUGUACAAAGUCAUUAGCUUUGUGUUCUCUGCAUGAAAUCUGCAGCAGCCUUCUCAGGUAUUUGCUUUUAGAUGUCUGGAUUCUCUUCUUUAUAUUGGCAAGCCGAGUCCAUGUUUUAUAUCCAUAGAGAGCAGGAUUGAUACUACAAGAUUGUACUUUGUAGUAAACUUGAUGUUAUGGCUGUGCCAGACCUUGCUACCCUGUUGUGGAGCUGCUGUCCUUGGAGAGGGUGGCUUCCAAGUACUUAAAGCUGUUUACCUCUUUGAGCCAUACACUGUUUAUGUAGAUCUCUGCUUUUCCAUUGCCAGUGCUCAUAACUUCGCUCUUAUCAAUGCUGGUCUCCAUUCACAGUUUUUGACCUGUCUGUCAGUCUGCUGGUAAGAUAUUGGAGUUCUUUAUUGGUAUGUGUAAACAGGUCUAUGUAGUCUGCAAAGUGUAGGUUGCACCAGUGGAAAAAGAAGUGUGAUGGUGAUAGAGUUUUUCACACAUGAUAUUCUCCUAGAAGAUAUUGAACAGCACAGAUGAAAGUGGGAAGCCUUGAUGUACGCUUGCUGUAGUGCAAACAUAAGUUUCUAUUUGGUUACUGCACUCCUUGAAAUACUAUACAGCGCUUUGAUGACUUGGACAAGGCCUUCUUCGAAAGUUGAAUUUUUGCAUCACAUACCAUAGCUUCUCAUACUAAACUCUAUUGAAAUCCUUAAAGUCUGUGAAGUUGUGAUAGAGGUCCUGCUGAUGCUGAAAGUGCUUCUUUGUCAGGACGUGACAGUUAAAGAUCUGCUCAACUGUGCUUUUACCUGGUCUGAAGCCUCCCUGUUCUUCUAUUAGCAGUCCCUCCACUGUGGUACUGAUGCAGAUCUGCAUUACUUUCAGCAUAAGUUUGCUUGGGUGGCCGAUUAAGCUUAUGGUUCUGUAGUUCUGGCACUGUUUGCUGUUUCCUUUGUUGGGAGUGACUUCAUCUAUUCUUUGGACCAUUAUUUACACUCCCAGACCUUUUGGCACAGAGCAGGGAGGGCCUUUGCAGUUUCUUCCCCAACCUGCUUGAGUACCUCAGCUGGAACAUUGUAAGGGUGUUGUAAGCUGGAAUGUUGGAAAGGUGGUGGUGGUUUGAUUGUUGGGAUGUUUUCUGCAUGAGUGAAACCUUUAUGGAAAAAAUUUUUGUUUUGUAGAUCGGUAACCCAUUACAUAUUUUGUUGUUGUUAUCAUCUAUGUUUAUAUCAGAUUUAUACAUAACAAAGAGCUAUAAGUAAACAUAUGAGUACUGGACUUACAUGCAAAUAUUUACGAACCAUAAAUUUGCUUAUAUACAGGAAUGGCAUAUAAAACUUGUACUAUGACACAUAUGUACAGGUGUGUGUGUGUGUGUGGAUCAUGCUUAUAGCCAGUGUAUGUUAAUAAGUGAAUUGUAUAUCAUUGUGUGUCAGUAAAGAGUUUAUCAGUAUUGCUUUUAUAGAGCAGACUAUUUUAAUGCUAUUCUGUGAUAGUGUUGACCAAUAUCAGUUACUAUUCUUUGAUCUGACUGUCAGAUAUUUUUUAGUCAGUUUCAAUAUUGCAUGUGUGGUUAAGGAUCAGGAAAUUCAUUUUACAAAUGUAUCUGUAUUUUGGUUUGAGGGACAUAUAUUUAUAUUUUUGUUAUUAAAUGUGAAUGCUUAUGUA
This is a messenger RNA of Pomacea canaliculata, 3588 nucleotides long. Its product is annotated as CRAL-TRIO domain-containing protein C3H8.02-like. The transcript has 7 exons. Lineage: Eukaryota; Metazoa; Mollusca; Gastropoda; Architaenioglossa; Ampullariidae. The record is from RefSeq and is a predicted model, not a curated record. The coding region runs from base 123 to 869 and encodes 248 amino acids.